Messenger RNA from Ctenocephalides felis (cat flea), 1242 nucleotides. RefSeq names its product protein abrupt-like. The record is from RefSeq and is a predicted model, not a curated record. Gene Ontology annotation, cellular component: nucleus. Gene Ontology annotation, molecular function: protein binding. The transcript is spliced from 6 exons. Bases 99 to 1205 code for a protein of 368 amino acids. Gene Ontology annotation, biological process: regulation of transcription by RNA polymerase II. NCBI's taxonomy places the organism in Eukaryota, Metazoa, Arthropoda, Insecta, Siphonaptera, Pulicidae.
AUAGAUCAUGUCGGAUAAUUAAAAUUUCAAAAUUUCAUACUAAUAUUUCUCAUUGAGUUCUUAAGAUAAAAUAGAGUGCGAUCAACAAACUAAGUAGUAUGGCAACUAAAACACAGCAAUUCUGUUUGCGUUGGAAUAAUCACCAGGCAUCUUUGGCAUCAUCCUUACCUGGAUUAUUGGACUCCUCACGAUUUACUGAUGUAACCCUCAGUGCAGGAGGUAGAACUGUUAGAGCCCACAGAAUUUUACUGGCCUCCUGCAGCGAUUUUUUCUCUGAACUUUUUGCAGCAUUGGCUCCGUCUGCGCAACCCGUCAUUGUUCUACCAGGUGUUCCAUAUUCAUCCUUAUGUGCUCUAAUGACUUUUGUGUAUUCUGGCGAAGUAACGAUAUUUGAAGAUCAACUUCUAUCUAUACUCAGUUUAGCUGAUGCCUUGGGUAUCAAAGGUCUUGCUAAUCAACAACAAACUACAUCUGUAACCCAAGAAAAUGUUGAAUGCGCUAUGGAUUACAGUUGCUCUGAACGAACUUCUGAAAAACAAAUCUCGCCUGAAACAAAAUAUAGAACUAUUAGACCGCAAUCCCCAAAUGCAGACGUAUCAACCUUAUUUCCUCAUAAUUUUAAUGCUUCUGAAACAAACAACAAUAAUAUCAACAAUAACAUAAGGAAUAAUUUUGGUUUAGGAAGUAAUUCUAAUAUUUAUUCUCCAUAUACCAAUUCGAGUAAACCCAUUGAAUCAGAAAUUUCGAAAUCAGAAAAUGACGUAGAUAGUGUUUUAGAUAAUGGAAAGGAGCCAAGAAAGAUUGAUAUAAUAGCCGAGCUACUGAAGUGCGGAGCUGGAAAAAGAGAUCCUAUACCUCAGCCGCCAGUUGAACCUCAAGGCAAAACAUACGCAACCUGCUUCAUAUGCCAAAAACGACUAAGUAACCAGUACAAUCUUCGGGUGCACAUGGACACACAUCGCGAUGCUCAGUAUGCGUGCCACGUGUGCAGGCACGUGUCCAGGAGUAGAGACGCACUUCGCAAACAUGUAUCAUACAGACAUCCGGGAGGUGGAACAAGAAAUCCAGAAUCGAAUCAGAGCAGAAAGAGAAAUAUUAUCAAAGGAUCUUCAGGAAUUUUGCAACAACAACCGUCCAUUACCGAAAAUUCAGGAGGUGUUUUUCAUCCUAGUGGGAGUGUUGGUUUAAUUAAAGAUAGUUUAUAGAGCAAAUUAACUGAAAGAUUUUGAAGUGAAAAAAGUU